This is a messenger RNA of Plectropomus leopardus (leopard coralgrouper), 821 nucleotides long. The record is from RefSeq and is a predicted model, not a curated record. Lineage: Eukaryota; Metazoa; Chordata; Actinopteri; Perciformes; Serranidae.
AAUUUUUUAUUUUAUUUUUUACAGAAACCAUACCUAUUUUCUUAUGACAAUUAAAUACAUUUGACAGAAGGGAGCAUACAAGAGACCAGACAGACAAGACAAGCAGGACGGGACUGGACAGACAAGACAGGACAGACAAGACUGGACCAAACGGACAAGACAGAGGCAGAGGGGCUGCGCUGUUUGGACAAAGCUGGUUCACUCUGUGGAGCUAUUAUGCAUCAUGACUCCAUCCGCUCCUCGUCCGUGUUCCUCUUCUCCAAGAGAAGCUCCUCCCUGAUAUCCGCCCGCGACGUCCCUCAAAACUUCGCCGAAACGCUGCCGACAGAAAUGAGCGUGAGGAUCUUCGGCGAGCUGGACGCGGAGAGUCUGUGCAGCGCCUCGCGCACCUGCAAGCUGUGGCACCACAUCAUCGAGGGGAGCGACCAGGUGUGGAGGAGGCAGUGUCUGCUGGUCCGAGCCGUCUGCCAGAGGGAGGUCGACAGCGACCGCAGCGACGGCCUCUCCUGGAAGGUGGGUCGACUUUUAGGUCAAGUCAACUUUAUCUAUAAAGCCCAUUAUCACAAUUCACAGUUUGCCUCAGACGGCUUUACAGCGUACGACAUCCCUCUGACUUUAGACCCUCACAUCGACUGAGAAAACCCCCAAAAAACCCUGUAACGGGGUAAAAAUGUGUCGUUCUCCCCUUUCAUAUUUGAAUAUUUCUUCAUACUGAGGUAUGUAAACAGUCUUAGAAUUGCAUAAAGUGGAUUAAGAGGUUAAAGUGCAGCACAAAAAAACUGAUAAUGGUCCAGGUCUUAAAGGGUUAACUUUGUUGUGGU